AUGCAGCUGGCCGUCAACGCCCAGAUCCCCGCAGCUCUAGCGGGGGCGCAGGGGCAGACGGUGUAUGUGGACACGGAGGGCAGCUUCAUGGCUGAGCGCUGUGCGGAUAUCGCCGAGGGAGCUGUACGGCAUGUGACCGCAAUGGCGGCAAAACAGGCCUCCCUGGGUCGUCCCGAGCUGCUGGAUUCCCUCCGCUCCGGGCUCCUGGCCUUCGACGUGCGGUCGCUGCUGGGGGGCAUCUACUGCUUCAGAAUACACGACCACACGGAGCAGCUGGCCCUCACCAACAUGCUUCCUCGCUUCCUGCAGCAGAACCCGCAGGUCCGGCUGCUCAUCUUCGACUCCAUCACCUUCCACUUCCGACAGGACUUCCCCGACAUGGCCGCCCGCACCCGCACCCUGACUCACAUGGCGCAGCAGCUCAUGGCAGCGGCACAGGAGUAUGGGGUGGCGGUGGUGUUGAUGAAUCAGGUGACCACCAAGGUGCUGGAGGGCGGGGGCGCCAAGCUGGUACCCGCACUGGGUGAGAGCUGGGGCCACGCCGCCACCACCCGCGUGAUGCUGCACUGGGGCGCCUCCGACAACGAGCGCCACGCGGCGCUGUUCAAGUCACCGCACCUGCCGCCGGGGGAUGUGGCGUUUGCGGUGACGGCGGAGGGCAUUCGGGGGCUGCCCAGGAGCA
Molecule: messenger RNA, 682 nt
Organism: Astrephomene gubernaculifera
Lineage: Eukaryota; Viridiplantae; Chlorophyta; Chlorophyceae; Chlamydomonadales; Astrephomenaceae
Source: the annotation of a GenBank genome assembly